Molecule: messenger RNA, 321 nt
Organism: Plasmopara halstedii
Lineage: Eukaryota; Oomycota; Peronosporomycetes; Peronosporales; Peronosporaceae
Exons: 5
Coding region: 1-321 (106 amino acids)
Source: RefSeq, a predicted model, not a curated record
AUGGGAAACCUACGAAGGGAAGGCAUCAAAGCGCGAAUCUCUCAUUUAUAUUACGCACAGGAAUUGAUGCUAAUGCAGAUCAAUCAAGCCUCGAAAAUUUGGCCACAACAGGCAGCAAACGAAUCCGCUAUAAAUAUUAAGCGGGUACCUGACAUCAUUGCUGUAAGACGACAGAGUGCGAACCUUUUCUCCCUUGUGAAGCCGAUGUGUCUUCACAAAUGUUUAUGCAGAUAUUUUAUACUGCACUCUGCGAUUGCAAUUGACGCAACAGAGCAUCAAGAUCGAGAGAGUGGACGUCAUCGGAUUACAUACUACUCGUAA